Messenger RNA from Opisthorchis viverrini, 873 nucleotides. RefSeq lists its product as hypothetical. The transcript has 4 exons. Bases 1 to 873 code for a protein of 290 amino acids. Lineage: Eukaryota; Metazoa; Platyhelminthes; Trematoda; Opisthorchiida; Opisthorchiidae. The record is from RefSeq and is a predicted model, not a curated record.
AUGAUACUUACUUGUUUUAACCCAGGAGCUUUACGACCAGCGCAGGAUGCUACCAUGGUCAUGGGAACUGAUAGAAGGAUUACCAGUUCAAAAUGUUUCUAUGAACUACAAUCUGGAAAAAAGCUGAAGAACACGUAUUUUGAUUCGCUCCUGGUGUCCGGCCCAAUGGUCAACACUUUUGGUUUAUUUCUUAUGAAAAACAAAGGCAUCUUCGUGGAUUACAACACAACAACAUUGGCGGAAUUACUUUCAACUUUGAAGCUCUUCACACCGGCUGUCCCCAAAGUUGUAAACUCCGACUUCCUAUCUGACAGGAUGGAGACAUACGCAUCACUUUUCGGGUUACUGAAUCAAGAAGAAAGUCUUUUCGUGAACAUUGGGAGGACAGACGAUUCGUCUGCCACGACAGACAAAUCACCUACUCAACUACUGAAUACCCGGAAUCUACGGCGACUCUCAGCUCCGCCGGGUGUUGACCAGACAGACAACGCCAUUUCAAUAUGCAGCGCGUCACAGCCUUGCAUCAAACCUAGACAGCGCGAGUCAGCGUUGAUCAAGGACAGACAACGCCUCCGCAAUAUGCAGCACGUCGCUGCUUCGUACAAAACCAGACCGCGUGCGUCAGCAUUGGAGGUGUUUAUCUCGUUCAUCGUUUACGUACAACCUACAGAGGAAUCUUGUCCAGGGAAUAUUGAUGGCAUUGGCUCCGGCCGUGACCACUUGAAUUCUAUGUGCCUAUCCAGUCCCCCCUACCGUCUUCCUGGAUGGGGACCGCGAGACGGACCACGUCAAUGGCUAGAGACAUUGUCAGAAAUGGCCCAGUCGCGCCCUCAAUGGCACUGGUGCAUCCAAGCUAUUGCCUUCAAUGCAUAG